CACAGGACACAGAGUGGGGUAGACUCUUAUCACAGCUGUGUUACAUUGUAUCCUCAUCCUCCUCCAACCACCAACCAUGGAUACUCUGCACUCCAAGAUCCUCAUCAUCCUCAUCCUAGGAGCCGUGCUGGCCAUCUGCCAGGUGUCGGCCGCCAGCAGGAACCCCUCGGAUUGUUGUUUGUCAACAAAUCAGAAAAAGUUCCCGUACAGACUCAUCAGCUCCUACCGCCAACAGGACUCCUCCUCCGGCUGCAACAUUGAUGCUGUUGUGUUUACAACACACAAGAACAGACACAUCUGUGCCCCCCCAAAUUCAGGCUGGGCGAAGAAGUAUAUGGACUGCCUGCGCAAACAAAUGUCUUGCACAAUUGUAUCGGGUCUUCUUCUGGAUUUCACUGCACACUGGGAGCUUCUCACAUUACAAGCUGCAGUCCUGGCUGGAGGACUUCCAGCAUCAGGGGCGGAAUGA
Nanorana parkeri is the source of this 469-nucleotide messenger RNA. RefSeq names its product C-C motif chemokine 19-like. Gene Ontology annotation, molecular function: CCR chemokine receptor binding; chemokine activity. The coding region runs from base 77 to 469 and encodes 130 amino acids. Lineage: Eukaryota; Metazoa; Chordata; Amphibia; Anura; Dicroglossidae. The transcript has 4 exons. The record is from RefSeq and is a predicted model, not a curated record. Gene Ontology annotation, biological process: cellular response to tumor necrosis factor; positive regulation of ERK1 and ERK2 cascade; inflammatory response. Gene Ontology annotation, cellular component: extracellular region.